Molecule: messenger RNA, 15887 nt
Organism: Cherax quadricarinatus
Lineage: Eukaryota; Metazoa; Arthropoda; Malacostraca; Decapoda; Parastacidae
Source: RefSeq, a predicted model, not a curated record
GGAAAAAGAAAAUAUCAUAUGAGUGUUUAUGUGUAUUUGGAAGUGUUCCUUGAGAUGAUUAAUAUAAAUGUUUAUGUCCACAGGUGGUAGUGGUGGUGGUGGACGAUGUUCGGGGUAGCCGGACGCCAUGCGAGGCGUCGCACCAGCUCGGCGUCGCUGCUGUCGUCAUCGUCGUCGCUGCUCCCCGCCUCUCGCUCCCCAUCUCGUCUGGCAUCUCCGGCUGCCAGGAGGAACACCAGUGCCUCCCUGACGUCCCUGAGCAGGUCACCAGCUCCCCUGGGGGUGAUGCCAUCUCCUGCUCUCUCUCCAGGGGCCUCUGUCUCAGGGACCUCCCCAGGGCGCACUCCUGGCAGGUCCCCUUCACGCUCACCAGGAAGAUCCUCAGUGGGGUCCAUAGAGGGAGCUUCCAGUCUACUAGCCAGACGGCACUCGUCUCUGGCCUCAGAUGGCCAUGGAGUUCUCAUGGAGGAAGACGAAGACGAGGAGGGAGAGGGGGAAAAAAAGACUAAGCUUGAAAAGACUUCAGAUGACGAAGAUGAAGUAGACAAAUCUGAUAAUGAUGAUAAUUUAGAGGAGGAGGAUGAUAGGAGUGAUGGUGAAGGGGCAGUGAGAAGACAUUCAGAGCGGAGUGGCAGCAAGACGUUAGAUGUUACAGGAUUACCUGGCGGUGCGGAAGGUGAAGGCCCCAGUGGAAUGAAGAAACAAGUGAGGCUGAGUCUGCCCAAUGGGCCCUAUGUGGCACGCUACCCAGUGCUCACGUCGCCCUCACCUCUCACAGGUGCUGGCUACUUCCGAAGGAGAACAGCAGUCACCCUCAGCGACCACAAGACCUGUGCUCUCGUACAGUCCAACAUGAAGAUGGGGCUCGGAGAACUCAUGUUGGCAGCGGCUGCCGAGGCGCGGGCGUCGGCAGGCCUAUCCGGUGAGGGCGUGAGCCGGCUAGGGCGGCCGCCCAUCUACGGUGCCAUGGGUGGAAAGAAGGGGCCGCCCUCCCAACCUGGAGUGAAGGGCCCCACAUCUCUCUUUAUACUCUCAGACGAUAACUUUCUUAGGAAGUACACAAGAUUUAUUAUAGAAUGGCCUCCGUUCGAGUACGCUGUGUUGUUGACGAUCAUCGCCAACUGCAUCGUGUUGGCGCUGGAGGAGCACCUGCCAGAGGGCGACAAGACUCUACUAGCGCAGAACUUGGAGAAGACAGAACCUUACUUUCUCUUCAUCUUCUGCGUGGAGGCGUCUCUCAAGAUCCUUGCCCUCGGCUUCGUCCUCCACCCUCGCUCCUACCUGAGGAACAUCUGGAACAUAAUGGACUUCGUGGUAGUAGUCACGGGCGGUAUGACAAUAAUAGCAGCGGACAGUUUUGGCCAAACUGUGGAUCUGAGGAUGCUCCGCUCGUUCCGCGUCCUCAGGCCCCUGAAGUUGGUCUCACGGCUGCCAAGCCUGCAGGUUGUGCUGAAGUCCAUCAUCAAGGCUAUGGCACCGCUGCUACAAAUCGGUUUGCUCGUCCUCUUCGCCAUAGUUAUAUUCGCCAUCAUAGGCCUUGAAUUCUACUCUGGUGCUCUUCAUAAAACAUGCUACAGUUUAGAAGAUUUAGAUGAAAUAGUAACAGAAGGAGAAAUGGAGACGCCGUGUCACACAGACAAUGCAUCUUUAGCACCUCCGGGUGCCUACUUCUGUAAUUCCAGUAUCGCCACGUGUUUGGAGCUGUGGAUGGGGCCCAACUAUGGUAUCACGUCCUUUGAUAACAUUGGUUUUGCCAUGUUAACAGUGUUUCAGUGCAUCACACAGGAGGGCUGGACUUCCAUACUCUACUGGACAAAUGAUGCGCUUGGUAGCAGUUACAACUUUCUCUACUUUGUGCCCCUUAUUGUGUUGGGGUCUUUUUUCAUGCUCAACUUAGUUCUUGGUGUUCUCUCUGGUGAAUUUGCUAAGGAGAGAGAAAGAGUAGAAAAUAGACAAGAAUUUUUAAAACUUAGAAGACAACAACAGUUAGAAAGAGAGUUGAAUGGCUAUGUGGAGUGGAUAUGUAAAGCAGAGGAAGUUAUACUUGCGGAGGAGAGAACCACAGAUGAAGAAAAAGCUCAUAUAAUGGAAGCAAGAAGAAGAGCAGCAGCGAAGAGAAAAAAGCUUAAACACUUAGGGAAGAGUAAGAGUACAGAUACUGAAGAUGAAGAGAAUGAGGCUGAAGAUGAGGAUGGUUUCUCAAGAGCUUCCUACUUGAAAAACAAAGUUAAGAAACAAGGUGCCUGUCAGAAUUUUUGGAAAGCAGAGAAGAGAUUAAGAUUUGGUAUCAGACGGACGGUGAAGCAGCAGUGGUUCUACUGGUUUGUUAUAAUAUUGGUGUUCCUUAACACUGCGUGUGUUGCAGCGGAACACUACAACCAACCCAAGUAUCUCACAGAUUUUUUAUACUAUGCAGAAUUUAUAUUUCUAGGUCUAUUCAUAUCUGAGAUGCUUAUAAAAAUGUAUGCCCUGGGCCCAAGAAUGUAUUUUGAGUCCUCGUUUAAUCGAUUUGACUGUGUCGUCAUCAGUGGCUCUAUAUUUGAAGUUGUUUGGUCAGCCUUCAAGUCUGGGUUUGGUCUGUCUGUGUUACGAGCCUUGCGCUUGCUGAGGAUAUUUAAAGUUACAAAGUACUGGUCCUCGCUACGGAACUUGGUUAUCUCUCUGUUAAGUUCAAUGCGCUCCAUCAUCUCCCUCUUGUUCCUGCUCUUCUUGUUUAUCCUCAUCUUUGCACUCCUGGGAAUGCAGCUUUUUGGUGGCUCUUUCAAUUUUCCUGAAGAAACACCCUUAGCCAACUUCAAUACUUUCUCCAUAGCACUGCUCACUGUAUUUCAGAUCCUAACAGGUGAGGACUGGAAUGAAGUGAUGUACCAGGGAAUUGCAUCUCAGGGUGGUACAAAGUCUGGUAUGAUCUACAGUCUUUACUUCAUCAUCUUGGUGAUAUUUGGUAACUACACUCUUCUCAAUGUCUUCUUGGCUAUUGCUGUUGAUAACUUGGCUAAUGCGCAAGAGCUCACAGCUGCUGAGGAGGAGCAAGAGGAAGAGGAUAAGGAGUCUCAACACCUCCCAGAUCCUGAAAGUCUCAUUCCCCUACAGAAGCAGCAAGCAGAGCAUGAAAAAGAGUUAGAAGCACUGCAAAACAAUACAGACGGUCCUCCGAAGGUAGAAAUAUGUCCACCAUCACCAGGUGGAGAGAGCAAGAUGAACAGCAAACGGGAUGCAGACAAAGAAGAUAAAGAUGCGGAAAAUCAAGAAGACGACAUGGGGGGACCAAAACCUAUGUUACCAUAUUCAUCCAUGUUCAUCCUCUCACCCACAAACCCAAUUCGGAGAGCAGCGCAUUGGGUAGUAAACUUGCGCUACUUCGAUUUUUUCAUCAUGAUCGUCAUCAGUUUAUCAAGUAUUGCCUUGGCCUCUGAAGACCCUGUCAGAGAGGACUCAGAAUGGAACGAGAUUCUGAAUUACUUUGAUUAUGCCUUCACUGGAGUUUUUGCUAUAGAGAUGAUUCUAAAAGUCAUAGAUUUAGGGGUGAUAUUCCACCCUGGAUCGUACCUCAGGGAUUUUUGGAACAUAAUGGACUCCGUGGUUGUCAUAUGUGCUGCCGUUUCAUUUUGUUUUGAUAUGAUACCCUCCCUGCAACUGAAGGGCAGCACCACUGGUCAAAACCUCAGCACCAUUAAAUCACUUCGAGUACUUCGUGUUCUCCGCCCGCUGAAAACCAUCAAGCGAGUACCCAAGUUGAAAUCGGUGUUUGACUGUGUUGUGAACUCCCUCAAGAAUGUGUUCAAUAUUCUCAUCGUGUACAUAUUGUUUCAAUUCAUCUUCGCUGUUAUUGCUGUACAACUAUUUAACGGAAAGUUCUUCUACUGCUCGGAUGAGAGUGUACAUACAAAGGAUGAAUGUCAGGGAGAGUUUUUUGUCUUCAAUGGGUAUGAGCGACCACCAGAUGUGAAGCCAAGACAAUGGAAGCAGCAGAGCUUCCACUAUGACAAUGUAAUGGCUGCAAUGUUAACACUCUUUGCUGUCCAGACAGGCGAAGGAUGGCCACAAGUUCUGCAGAAUUCCAUGGCAGCAACUUACGAAGAUCACGGACCCCAGCCUCAAGUUGCAGUCGAAAUGUCCAUCUUCUACAUUGUUUACUUCAUCGUUUUCCCGUUCUUCUUUGUCAACAUCUUCGUGGCUUUGAUCAUCAUCACAUUUCAGGAGCAAGGAGAGGCUGAGCUCCAAGAUGGAGAGUUAGACAAGAAUCAGAAAUCCUGUAUAGAUUUUGCUAUCCAAGCAAAGCCCCUGGAGAGGUAUAUGCCUAAGGACCGUGUCAGCUUUAAGUACAAGAUCUGGCGAAUUGUCGUUUCUACACCCUUUGAAUAUUUCAUCAUGUUACUCAUUGUGCUCAAUACACUUCUCCUUAUGAUGAAGGUAAGUUUUGCAUUUUUUUAAUGUUUAAAUGCAUUGCAGUCUCAAUGUAAGAAAUUAUAAUGAGUGCUUAUGUGUUAUGUUGCAUUGGCAUCCUGAUUGGAGUUAGGAAAAUAUUUCUGUAAAUUAUUAUACCAUGGGCACACACACAUGCACUCAUGUAUAUAUAAAGAUAUAUGCAUAUACUCCAGGUAUAUAUAUAUACAUGAGUAUGUGCAUGUGUGUACAGAUUGUGAAGUUGAAGUUAGAUAAUGCAGGAGAUCGAGGGAUUAUUUUCCAAUAAAGGUAGGUCAUGAACUGGGAUGUGUAUGCCACCAUGGUUGUUUAACAUAUUUAUGGCUGGGAUUGUUUAAAAAGUAAAUGCUAGGGUGUUGGGGAAAGAUGUGGGAUUAAAAACUAAUGAAUUUGAAUCAAGGUGAGAGUUGUCACAGUUGUUCUUUGCCAACAACACAGCUCUUUUAGAAGUCGGAAGAAAAGUUGUAAUUCAAAAUUCAGAUUCAAAUUUUUAUUUCCAUCCAUAGUUUACAAUGUGUGACUGACAUGUUAUAAGGAGUCAAUUUCCAUCCAUAGUUACAAUGUGUGACUGACAUGUUAUAAGGAGUCUAUUUCCAUCCAUAGUUACAAUGUGUGACUGACAUGUUAUAAGGAGUCUAUUUCCAUCCAUAGUUACAAUGUGUGUGACUGACAUGUUAUAAGGAGUCUAUUUCCAUCCAUAGUUUACAAUGUGUGACUGACAUGUUAUAAAGAGUCUAUUUCCAUCCAUAGUUACAAUGUGUGACUGACAUGUUAUACAGAGUCUAUUUCCAUCCAUAGUUACAAUGUGUGACUGACAUGUUAUAAGGAGUCUAUUUCCAUCCAUAGUUACAAUGUGUGACUGACAUGUUAUAAAGAGUCUAUUUCCAUCCAUAGUUACAAUGUGUGACUGACAUGUUAUAAGGAGUCUAUUUCCAUCCAUAGUUUACAAUGUGUGACUGACAUGUUAUAAAGAGUCUAUUUCCAUCCAUAGUUACAAGUGUGACUGACAUGUUAUAAGGAGUCUAUUUCCAUCCAUAGUUUACAAUGUGUAAUUAAAAUAUUAAUUUGCCAAGUACAAAGAAAGCCACUAUCAUGCCGAGGCAUUUCGGGCAGACUAAUCCUGAUACUUUACAGACUACGUCAUACUAGACAUAUAUAACAUAGUUGGUUCGAAUUGAACGUUGUUUUUAUUACAUCAACAGAGGUAGUAGCUGUUUAGCAGUAAUUAAAUUAACAAGUAGUUGAAUAACAAGUUACAGUAUUAUAUUUUUUGCACAUUGUACAUAAUGAGAUUGAGACCAUUUUAGUUUUGAAAUAAUCUUAUAAAAUUUGGCAAUUUUUGGGUUGAUGGUGAUGAUAGUAUAUAGUAUUUGUGUUGUUAGUUUUGGGAGAUGAGGUGAGUUCUAAGUAGUGCCUUGAAUUGGUGUGCAGGCAGCAGGGGCCCUUUUAUAUUUUCAGGCAAUGAAUUCCAGAUCUUAAGGCCCUUUAUGUACGUUGCAUUUUUGCAUAAGGAGAGAUGGACACGAGAUAUCAAAGAGUGUUUUCUGUCUUGUGUUAUGCAAGUGUGUUCUAUUGUAGUUUUCAAGAAGGAGUUUGUGAGGAAGGUUUAUACUGGAGAAUAAUGUUCUGUGUAUGUAGUAGGCACAAUAAUAUAAGUGAAUAUUUUGUAUUCUGAGCACCUCUGCAAAAACAGUGAUUAUGUGUGAGUGAGAUGAAAGCGUUGAAUGAUGAUGAAAGUAUUUUCUUUUUGGGGAUUUUCUCUCUUUUUGGGUCACCCUGCCUUGGUGGGAGACGGCCAACUUGUUAAAAGAAAAAAAAAAUUGUAUAUUAAGUAGGUUCAGGCUUUUAAAUAGCAGUGGGGUGUAUUGCCUGGCACAGAAGUUUGUAAUCAUUUUCACAGCAGGUUUAAGGUGAUUUGCUAUGGUUGAACCCCAUGUACAAAUUCCAUAGGUAAGGGCAGAUGAGAGAAUGGUAAAGAGCAAGGAGUGCUGUUUGAGAUACAUAGUACUGUAUCUUAGAGAGGAUGCCUAUUGUUUUGGAGAUUUUUUUGGAAAUAUGUUGUAUGUGAGUGUGAAAUUUAAGACAGCUGUCAAUGUGGAGCCAUAGAAAUUUUACGACAGUGUGUCUUGAAAUGGAGGAACCAUUUAUCGAUAUGUUUAGCUGAAUAUUUGCAGCUCUGUUACCAAACUGUAUACGUAUAGUAGGUUUUGUCGAUAUUGAGAGUAAGUUUGUUGGCCGUCAUCCAAGUGGAUAUUUUUAGCAGCUUGUCAUUUACAGUGUUUCUAAGUAUGGUUUGGUUUGGGUGAGAAAAGAUAUAGGUAGUGUCAUCUGCAAAAAAGAACAGCUUUAAAUAGAAAGAGUAAUGGUUCAAAAACACUGCCCUGGGGGACUCCAACUAGAGCAGGUUGUGUAGUGGAGGCAACACCAUUUGUGUAUACAUACUGUGUAUACAUAAUGGUUGUCGAUGAAUUUGGGAAGGUAUGCUAAGGAAGAAAAUUAAAAGUGAGCAAGGGAAAGAGCAAGGUGAUGACUUUAAUAACAAAUCUUUUCAUUGAAAGAUUGGCUGUCAGAUUGGGGGGAGUAAAGCAUGGAGGAAGUAAAUAUGUUUAGAUAUUUGGGAGUGAACUUGUCAGCAGAUGGUUCUAUGAAAAAUGAGGUGAGUCAUAAAAUUGAUGAGCAAAAUUGAGACAUUUGUGAAGACAAAGAACUUUGUCCAUGGAGGCAAAAAAGAAAAUGUAACUGAAUAUAGUGGUACUAACACUGUUUUAUGGGCAUAAAUCAUGGGCUUUAAACAUUGCAGCAAGGAGGAGGCUGGAGACAUCAAAGAUGUUAUGUUUAAGGGUGAUGUGUGGUUUGAAUACUGUGCACAGAAUUCAGAGUGUGAUGAUUAGGAGACAAUGUGGAGUUGCCAAAAAUAUAAUUUAGAAUCCUGAGGAGGGGUUAAGGUGGUUUGGGCAAUUGGAGAGAACAGAGAAUCAUAGGAUAACUAAGAGGAUAUAUAAAGCUGCUUGGAAAGGAAGCAGAGUGCGAGUUGCUUGAACAUCUAACAAACUUAUGUGAGCCUGUUAGAUCAUAAUAAGCAAUGACUUGACAUGCAGUUGAAAUGUGAACAGUUUAACAUUUAUGAAGAGAUUCAGAGAAACCAGUUAGCCAAACUUGAGUCCAGAUAUGUGGGGUGGGGGGAUGGGUGAAGAAAGAUGGCUGGGCCAUGCUGUAUCCCUCAAUCAAUGUAGUAAAUUUUAUUUUUUCUUGUCUGAGCUGGAAGCUGUGAUGACACUGAGGAUGUGCUCUUGUCCUGUGUACACAACUCUGGAGUGGAGAUGAGUCAUUGUUUAAUUCAUGCAGCCUCUGUAGUUGAUAUCUGUAAUGUGUCUUGCUUCAUUAAAAACUUACAGAAAUACAGUAUUUAUUUUAAGAUUUCUUGUCAAAAAAAUGAAAGAGAAGUCUUCUGUAUUAUCAUGGCAGAUAUGAAGAAAGGAGCAAUGGAAAAGAGGGUAGGUGAUAUUUGCAUGGAAAAUAUGUGUCAGGCAUACAUGGGUGGAAGCUAAGAUGUGAGGAACCAAGCCUGAAGAAGUUUUAUUCAACGAACAAGAAUGAAUCUUUAGUAAUUUCUCUAAAAAGGGAGCCCUGUGUUAUAUAUGAAUAUUAGAUGUUUCUUGAAUCAAAAUUAAUGGUGGGUAGGCCCCUUGAAAAUCGUAAGAACAAUUGCCAAAACAUCAAAAGUCCAAAUUUGCAAUCUAAGACCCUAAGUAGUGAUGAGGUUUACUUGUUUAUCAUUCCAGUCUAAGCAUUCAUUAAGUCAUGGCUUCCAAAAGUUGUUCAAAUUUGCCAGCUGGUCAUUGGAUACUUAACUGUGAAGUGUUCUUGUUGCCAGCUAGUGAUUCUCCCUGAAUCUUUGUAUCCACUGAUUGUUUGGAAGUGGAAUGUUGCUUCCGAAGAUUUGGGGGAUGCUUUAGGUGUAUUUUUAGGGUUUCUCUUAAAGCUGAAGUCAUCAGCACUGAAACAGGAUGAAAAAUGAAGCACUUGUGCAACAUUUGGGAAUCUUUACUGAGGAAGCAUUUCACCAAACAGUGGCUUCAUCAGUCCAAUACAAAGAAGAAUGAAGGAAAAAGAGGAGUUUGAGGUAAUCAGUCCCUCAGUCUGAAAUAGAUGCGUUCAGUCCAUCAAUCUUGAAGAAAGUACUUUCUCCAAAAUUGAUGGACUGAACUGUUCCUUUUCUCUUACAAAUAUUAUUAAACAUUCUUCUAAAAUGCUGAUAUUGUAAGUUUGGAAUGUUGUAAGUCAGAACAUCUGAAGUCAGGGCUGUACUGUACAAUAAACUCUCAAUGUAUGUACAGAUGCAUUAUACUAUAUACAGUAGCAAAAAAAAAUGGAAACAUGUAAAACUAAAUAUUAGAAUAGCAUGUCUAGCCAUGUUUUCAUUGCUGUUAUGUCAGAUGAGGCUAGGAGAGGUUUUAAAACCCUAUAUCUGCAACUUACACUGAAGGCACAGAAAUGCUGUCCCCGCAACUCAAGAUAAAUGCGCAUUAACUCCGCCUCCUGCACUGACAUAUAAGGAAGACACUCCAAAGAGGAACAGGACAUGAAAUAAAAAGUGCUGAGCCAGCAGAAUGGAAUUGGGCAUAAAUAUUAUGGGAAAAUAUGGAUCUCAGGAAGCUUAUCUUAUGAUUCUGAAGGCCAGUAAAGCUCAUAAAUUUAUGCAACUGGCAUGUGUAUUAUCUGUGAGAAAGUUCACCAUAUUUUCCCUUGGUAUAAUAAUUACCCAUAGUGCUAGGGAAAUAAAUAAUCAACAUCCAGUAUUUGCAGCCAAGAAACAGUAACCUGUCCAGCAGCAAAAAAAAAAAUAAAAAAAAUAGAAAAUGACUUGUAUUUGAUACAAUACUACGUCCUGGAUAGACAAAUAUAUCGGUGAGCACUUCACCUGUGGGCAGAGAUCCUGCCUUACUUCUUGAGUCUCUAAAACCCUCUUGUCUUAUCAAAGCAUUCUAUAUACAGUACUUCUAGACAGUAUCAGCAAAGGAUUUGACAGGCCAAAAUUUUUAUUAUAACAUAACAUCUGAUCUGUAUGGUGACUUAGCCUAACAUACAACAGUUCAUCAUAAGGCUAUCCUGCUUAAGCACAGAACCAAGAAAAAUUUGCCUCACUGUAAAUAAGCAAAUGUAGACAAUGGGGUCAAGGAGUGGGACCCCAAAUUCUGUUGGCUUUUUUCUUUCUAUUUAAGGGCUAAGGAAGCGUCUCUGAUAUGAGCCCUGCCCCUUCCUUUCGUGCGUGCAGACUGAAGAACGAAAAUAUUGUUUUUGUCCUUAUUGGGAUGGUCUGCGAUGGCCCAAGGACUAAGCAAGAAUCCUACCUCAUUAGUUCAGGGACCACACUCCACUGCAAGAACUACUGGAGAAUAUGAAGUGAAUCCUGAGCAAUCCUGUGAGGUAAGGCUAGAACACUGUAGACCACAUUCCUGACCAAUAUCACAACUUUUGGUAAGAAAAAUAAAUGCCAAAUUCUUUGGGUUGUUCAGCUGAAACUAUUGUGAACAAUAAACAAAAAUAUUAGAGGCCAGCUGUGAAGCUGUGUGAGCUCUUUGAAGGGCAUCAAACAGAUGACAUGCCAGCACUUAGGGCUUAGAGGGAAAGUAUGGUCAUUGGCAUCCAGGGCUUGCCUAGUGUGAAUUAAGCCUUAAAAUUAUUUGACACAUUACAAGUGAGAAACAAAUAAGGCAGCAGAGUACAUGCCUGUAAUGGAAUGGAGGACUUGUAGUACUAAACGGCUAUAGCAAUGUCAGCGAGAGACCAAGUCUGUUCUUAUUGGUCAUUGUCUCCCACAAGCAUAUAAAUGUACAUAUUACAUCGUUUUGAAGACUGAAAAACUAUUUUCUGUGGAAUAAAAACAUGUCUAAAUAACUCAGUUGCACCAGUAAAUUGACCGCCUUGCCACUUGUAGCCCAGUUUGCCCAUUUUGCCUCCUGUUUCCUUUAGGGCAUUCCUAUUUUCUAAUUUAAAGGUGGUUAGGGGCUGACAAGAAGUUCGAAUUACAGCACUGUGAGGCAGAACAACUGAUGUGGAAAGAUGAGGCUCCAGGUAAUUCAUCAAAUAUUCCACAGAGAAAUGUUUUUCAUUUUUCAAAAUGUGUAUCAUACUUAGGUUUGAUGAACCACUAUACAAAUCCUGCCACCAGUACCCAAAAUUACCAUGGAAGCAACUUUAUGCUGCAAAGUGGGAAACUUUAAGGACCAUAACACUGAGACAAGAAACCCACAAUCUGUUUAUUUCAUGAAUUAAGGCAGAAUUACUAGAAUGAGUAUUGGUCAUGAUGGGAUGCAGUGGAUCUUUUAUUGUAGGCCCUGAACAAACAUCUACACUCUCAGUUAGGAAUUUAAAUUGAUCUUCAUUCAUGCCAGAAAAGCUGUGAUAAUUGCAUUCAUACCAGUUCAUGCUAAUUUCCUAAUGCAGAAUUCAAUCAGUGUUGAAUAAUGCUCAUACAACUGUAACCCAGAUAUUUUUAGGGAGAUAUGCAAUGUCAGGACUUAUAGGUAGGUAUAAUGUUUGUCAGGAAAUAGGACAAGUGUUUCCUGACAAGGGUCUUAGUCAUAUGAUGACCCGCAACUGGAGCUUUUGAUCAUUUGACCAAGGCCUACUGCUGGCUUACUGGGAAUCAAAAAUUUAUGGUUAUGAUUAUAACCAUUUCUAGGACUUACAGCUUAACCUUUCUUAGUAUUUUUGACUUACCAAAUAGUUUUUUAGGCUUUAUUCUAUUUCAAAUUUAUACUAAUAUAGUUCAUUCCAUGAUAUAACCUCAGGUCUUUGAACUGGAUACCAUUUCUGAUUUUCUGUUUAUUACCUAAUUUGUGUCAGAGUACAGCCAGAAGCUCACUGUGAACCAUUCUGUUGCCCAACAAAUGGCCACUCUGUUCCCCAAUAUGGAACUAAGAGUAGAGGCAUCAUCAUUCUUAAUAAACAUGUGUUGAUUUCCUAAUCUCAAUAGGAACAUAGCCCUAAAAUAGGAAAUUUUAUAUUUCAUCAGGGUAAUAAAAGCUUCUCAUCUGUCUUGAGUUUUGUUAACUACUGUUUGAACACGAAUAAAUGAUAUUUUAAUGUCAUCUCUAGGAAGAGCAUGAAGCCUCGUGGCAUAAUUAUAGUAUGUGUCUUCUUUCAUGUGAUGGAUAUCUUAACUCUUAACUCUUAUGAGUUUGGAAGAAAUUCUAAUCAUGUUGGAGUUUUUGUUUGAUUACCUAUUUUUAGUUACAGGAGCAGAGUUAACCUUGCAGUGUAAAAUCUUCAGCUUCUACUGCCUUCUCUUAUGAACCAUUCUAUUGCUCUACCAUUGUUUGUGAAAAAAGGCCUUUUCUUCUUGUUGAGGGUGAUGAUAAAUCUUCCUGGUCAGUAAAUAUCACAAUAAAGGAAAGAAAAUCUGCUUAAAUAUCACAAAUAUAGAACAGAAAGUAAAACACUGUACCAGAGAGAAGAAACACAAAAGAAACACAAAGUAACUCAAGAAAUUGAGAAAGAACAAAUACUCCACUAGGUCUAUUGACUUAUACUAGGCAGGUCAAAUUCACACUCAACCACACCUCCUCAUGUAACUUUCCAGCCUAUGUUUAUAGCUACUCAGAGUUAUCACUCCAGUGAUGCUACCUAGAAGUUUGUUCCACUCAUUUACAAGUUUGCUGCUAAGCCAGUACCUGUCUAUAGUACGGGUGUAAUACAUUCAGCAAGUUAUAUAUAUCCCACUUUAUUGAUUCCCAUUUUCCAUUUGUAUACUUCAUCAUAUUUCCCGUAAUUCUGUGUUUCCAGUAAUGAUCAAAAUUAUUCUGCCUAGUUGACUAGUAGGUUGUUGACUUUGGUCAACCCCUAGAUAUGGAUGUAGGGUCUAUGCUCAGGACUUGCAGUAAAAAACCUCUACAGUUACUUUUAGACCAGACAUGCUCUAGAGCUGUUCAAUUUUCAGUUUCCCAACUAUACAGGUUAUGAGCCUCUGUCUCAGUGCUAAGAAACCAAGUUCCUACCUUCCAGAUGAAGGCUAGCUCCCUCCGAUAUGAUUUAGGGGGACUGGUUGGUGGUGGACUCCUAAAAAGAAUGUCAGUUCUCACGUUUGGGAUAUGUUUCAAAGGAUAAAACACUAAUUUUGUUUUAGAGUUCAGUAAACCACUGCUGCCUCACAUAUACUGUUUAGAUUUAGGGUGUUGGAAUUGUUUGCCAUAGAUUUUGAGAUCUAGAGAAAAUGAUAGGCAGAAAGAGGCAUACUGAACUGAAAGUAGCAGAAAUGCAAUUAAGUUACUUUUUUGAUGUUGUUAUGCCCAAGUUGUUCAUCAAAUCACAUACAGAAAUCCAUUUUCAUAACUCAAAAUGGUGUAAUUUGAGAUAGAGUUGGUGGCAGUUUUUGAAUUUUUUAAUAUUUUUAAUUGUAAUUGGGGAGGUCAUAGUGCCUGCCUCAUUUUCCCACAUAUUAGUUAUGCAUAUGCAUAAAAAUUUAUGCUACACUAUGCUAAAGGGCAGCAUAGCCCUCUGAUAGUCAGUUAAGAAAUUACUUAGCUUAUUCAGGUACAGUAUUGAUGCUUUGACACCCUUAAUGCUUUUGUUGGACAGUGUUGUCUGGAGUAUCAGGCUUCUCUUUGUGGAAGAUAGCAUAUCUAAAAUAAAAUUUGCUCUUAUCAUCAGAUUUGAUACACACACAUGGCACGCACACACACACACACACACACACACACACACACACACACACACACACACACACACACACACACACACACACACACACACACACACACACGCACGCAUACGCACACACAUGCACACGCGCACACACACACACGACAAUUUGAAAAUGACAUAGCAAAAGCCAAAUCUGACCCGAAGCUGUUCUACAGCCACAUCAGGAGGAAAACAACAGUCAAGGACCAGGUAGUCAGACUGAGGAAGGAAGGAGGAGAGAUCACAAGAAACAACCGCAAAAUAUGUGAGGAGCUCAACAUGAGAUUCAAAGAAGUGUUCACAGAGGUGACAGAAGGGACUCCAGAAAGAUGGAGAGGUGGGGUACACUGUCAAGUGUUGGACACAAUACAUACAACCGAGGAAGAAGUGAAGAGGCUGCUAAGCGAGCUAGAUACCUCAAAGGCAAUGGGGCCAGAUAACAUCUCUCCAUUGGUCCUGAGAGAGGGAGCAGAGGCACUAUGUGUAUCACUAACAACAAUCUUCAACACAUCUAUUGAAACAGGGCAACUACCUGAGGUAUGGAAGACAUCAAAUGUAGUCCCAGUUUUUGAAAAAAGGAGACAGACAUGAAGCAUUAAACUACAGACCAGUGUCCCUGACAUGUAUAGUAUGCAAAGUCAUGGAGAAGAUUAUCAGGAGAAGAGUAGUAGAGCACCUAGAAGGGAAUGAGCUUAUCAACGACAUCCAGCAUGGUUAAAGGGAUGGGAAAUCCUGUGUCACAAGAGAGAGAGAGAGAGGGGUGGGUAGAUUCCAUUUCUUGGACUGUAAACAGGUAUUUGACACAGUUCCACACAAGAAAUUAGUGCAAAAGCGGAAAGACCAGGCAGGGAAUAACAGGAAAGGCACUGCAAUGGAUCAAGGAAUAUACCUGUCAGGAAGACAACAGCGAGUCAUGGUACGUGGUGAGGUGUCAGAGUGGGCGUCUGUGGUGAGUGGGGUUCCACAGGGGUCAGUCUUAGGACUGGUGCUGUUCCUGGUACAGUGGAACCCUGAAUUUCGGCUGUAAUUCAUUCCAGGAGCUAGGCCUAAACUCGAAAUGGCCGAAAGUUGAAGCAGUAUUUCCCUUAAGAAAUAAUGUAAAUCCAAUUAAUCUGUUCCAGACCCACAAAAAUAUUCACAAAAAAUAUAUUUUUAAAGAAUAACUGUAGUUUAACAUACAAACAACAAAUAUAAAUGCUUGUCGUAUACAGGGUAUACGACAAAUUUUAACCAUACAAUAGAGCAGAAAAUUAAUGUGAAGGUCCUGGGAGUGAUGAUGUCAGAGGAUCUUGCUUUCAAAGACCACAAUAAUGUAUCUACCUCAUCCACUAGGAAAUGAUAGGAUGGAUAAUGAGAACCUUCAAAACUAGGGAUGCCAAGCCCAUGAUGAUUCUCUUCAAAUCACUUGUGCUCUCUAGGCUGGAAUACAGCUGUACACUAAUGCCCCCCUUCAAGGCAGGCGACUUUGCAGACUUGGAGAGUGUACAAAGAACUUUCACGGCACAUGUAAGUACGAUAAGGCACCUAAACUACUGUGAAUGGUUGAAGGUCCUUGACUUGUAUUCCCUUGAAUGCAUUCAAGAGAGAUGCAUGAUAAUAUACACUUGGAAGGUCCUGGAGGGAUUGGCAUUAAACCUGCACACGAAAAUCACUCCCUAUGAGAGCAGAAGACUCGGCAGGAGAGGCACCAUUCCCCCGAUGAGAAGCAGGGGCACCAUGAGUACAUUGAAAGACAACACAAUAAGUGUCCGGGGCCCAAGACUGCUCAAUUGCCUCCCAGCAUACGUAAGGGGGAUUACCAAUAGACCCCUGGCUGUCUUCAAGAAGGCACUGGACAGGCACCUAAAGUCAGUACCUGACCAACUGGGCUAUGAUUUGUAUGUCAGCCUGCAUGUGGCCAGCAGCAACAGCCUGGUUGAUCAGACCCUGAUCCACCAUGAGGCCUGGUCUCAGACCAGGCCGUGGGAGCAUUGACCCCUGAAACCCUCUCCAGGUAAACUCAAGGUAAUAAGUAAACAUUUAAAAUCACAUUUAUGUAUCUUUAUUGAAGAGUCUUGCUGGCAUCUGGAAGAUAGGGAGGAGGAGAGAGGGAGGAUUUAUUGUUUGGAAGGGGAAUCCCCUUUCAUAAUGACUUUAGGUAACAAGUCCUUAUCUUGGGCUACUUCCCUUCUUUGUCUUUUAAUGCCACUAGGACCAGCUUGAGAGUCACUGGACCCCUGUCGCACAAAACAUUUGUCAAGAGUGCUUUGUUUCUGACAACUCUUUAAGAUUUCCCUGAAGUGGGACAAGGUUUUGUCACUGGACAUGUUGCAGAUAUUGCUUCUUUCAGCUUGGUCAGGUUGAUACUUUUAAACAAAACUUUGCAACUCAUUCCACUUUGCACACAUGCCCUUAUUCACUGAAGAAGGCACCUCCUUCACUCCCUCUUCCUCGUCUUCUGAAGCAAGUUCCUCAGCUGUGGUCUGAUGCUGUUCCAGUUGAAGCUCUUGCAAUUUAUCAGUGGUUUGCUCUUCCCUGUGGUUCUCCACUAAUUCUUCCACAUCCUCGCCACUCAACUCCAACCCCAUAGACUUGCCCAAUGCCACAAUACCUUCCACAACAGGCAGAGGGUCGUCAGGGUCAGCCUCAGACCCUUCAAAAUCCCUCUGGAUGACACAUUGUGGCCACAGUUGUCUUCAAGCAGAGUUCAAAGUCCUGGAAGUCACUCCCUCCCAAGCCUUACCUAUAAGGCUUAUCCAGUUGUAGAUAUUGAAGUGAUUCCUCCAGAACUCUCUUAG